Messenger RNA from Colius striatus (speckled mousebird), 1506 nucleotides. RefSeq names its product dephospho-CoA kinase domain-containing protein. Gene Ontology annotation, molecular function: dephospho-CoA kinase activity; ATP binding. Lineage: Eukaryota; Metazoa; Chordata; Aves; Coliiformes; Coliidae. Bases 396 to 1076 code for a protein of 226 amino acids. Gene Ontology annotation, biological process: coenzyme A biosynthetic process. The transcript is spliced from 6 exons. The record is from RefSeq and is a predicted model, not a curated record.
CGUGAGGGGCGCCGUGAGGGGCUCCGCUCCCGCGGCCCGGCCCGGCCCGGGGUCAGCGGCCCCUCCGCCGGCCCCGCUCCGCCCGGCCUGACCCCCGCCCGAGCAGGAGCCGUGGGGAGGCCGCGGGCGGCGGCAGGGCCCGGGGACAGCCCCGGUUUGCAGGGUCCGGUGCAAGGUGUCAGCCGCCGGGCCUGGAGCCGGCGCCCGCCGAAGGGCCCGGCGGUGGCGCCUGUGGUGACGGCGGCCGCUCCUCACAGACGGGCGGUACAUUCGGCCCUGAGCAGCACAAGUGUUCCCAAGCCCCGUGUGCCCGUGGUCUGUGGCCUGAGCCUCCCCAGUGCUCCCCAGGCCCUGCAGGAGCCCUCCCAGCCAGCUGCCUGCCUGCAGAGAGCAGGAUGUUCCUGGUGGGGCUGUCGGGCGGGAUCGCCUCGGGGAAGAGCACGGUGGUGGCGGUGCUGCGGGAGCUGGGCUGCGCCAUCAUCGACGCCGAUGCCGUUGCCAGGGAGGUGGUGCAGCCCCCCUCCAAGGCCCAUCAGCAGAUAGUGCAUGCCUUUGGCACCCAGAUCCUCUUGGAGAACGGAGAGAUAAACCGCCAGGCUCUGGGAGACAUCAUCUUCUCCCACCCGGAGAAACGGCAGCUGCUCAACUCCAUCACCCACCCCAAGAUCCAGAAGGAGAUGCUGAAGCAGAUCCUGAAGUACUUUGUGCUGGGACACCGCUACGUCAUCCUGGACAUCCCUCUGCUCUUUGAGACCAACAGACUGACCAAGUUUAUGAAAUACACGGUCUUGGUGUAUUGCUCGCCGCGGGCGCAGCUCCAGCGGCUGAUGGGCAGGGACGGGCUGUCGCGGGCGCAGGCUGAGGCUCGCAUCGCCGCGCAGCUGCCGCUGGACGAGAAGCGUCGCUGGGCCACUCACGUCCUGGACAACUCGGGCUCCCGGGAGAGCACCCGCCGGCAGGCGCUGGCCCUGCACGCCCAGCUCCAGCGCUCCUGGGCCUUCCUGUGGGCACGGCUGGCCGUGGGCACGCUGGCAGCCGGGCUGCUCUGCCUCCUCCUCAGCCACUGCAGAUCUUAAUUCACCUUUUCCCUUUUGUCAUGGAAGAAACCUGAAUUUCCAGGUUUGAAAAGGGCAGGGAAAGGCCACCUCCUCUAAUGAGCUUUGCCAGCUGAAUGCAGACGGGGAGGAGGUGUCUCCUUGCAGACUUCCCAAGGUGAAUUAGGGCUUGGGUUUUUUUUUCCCAGCAUAGGUCUCCCCUCUCAUUUCUGCCUGCUCAGGUUAUUGCCCACAGCUCUGCCUGUGGCACGGGGCCCCACUCCCCUGCGUGGCUGCAGCCCAGGGAGGGGACAGGCUCUGGCUGUCCCUCUGUACAGGGAGGGGCCGCGGGGACCUGAGGCACUUCCACCUCCUGCAGGACAAUCUUCCUUUCCCUGAGGAGUAGGGGACCUGCUGGCCACUGUCCCCAGGGUGAUCCCCCUGAGCCCACAGCCCCGUCUCACCUGAACUA